This is a messenger RNA of Scheffersomyces amazonensis, 1117 nucleotides long. RefSeq names its product Fav3p (gene FAV3). Gene Ontology annotation, biological process: carbohydrate metabolic process. The transcript has a single exon. The record is from RefSeq and is a predicted model, not a curated record. Bases 284 to 1096 code for a protein of 270 amino acids. NCBI's taxonomy places the organism in Eukaryota, Fungi, Ascomycota, Pichiomycetes, Serinales, Debaryomycetaceae.
CGAACAAACAAUUCAGAAGAUCUGGACCAGGUUUUGGGAUGAUUCAGUAUCUGAGUGGAACAAUGACGACAAUUCUUGUGGCGGAUCUAACUAUUCACAACCUGUAGUUUGGAAUCAAGCUGUAAUAGGUAGAGCUAUCACUGAUUCCGGUGAUGUUGCAAAAAUACAUGCCACUAUUGCUAACAUCUACAAAUAUAAAAAUUCAAAUUUAAACGUUUAUUCCGCAACUGAAGCUGAUGAUGAUGAUAUUUAUAGUGACGAUAAUGCUCAAGUGGCUUGGGUCAUGAUUGAUGGCUAUACAGCCACUGGAAAUUUAGAAUAUUUGUAUUCAGCUCAAGAAAUCGUAGAUUUCUUAAUCAGUCAAUGGAAUCCUUCCACUGGUGGGGUGAUAUGGAGUUACAAGCAAAAUUAUGUAGCUUCAAUUUCUACAACUGAAUCUGCUUUGGCUGCAAUGAGGUUGUAUUCUAUCACUCAAAACUCCACCUUGUUAAAUUUUGCUGAGGAUUGCAUGAAUUUUAUGUUUCAAUAUUUACAAGAUCCAAAUGAUAAAUUAUUUUACGAUGGGCUAGAUGCUAAUGAUAUUACAAAUGUUAAUACUGGUAAAUUAACAUACACUGUGGGAACUGGUAUAAGUGCCUUAUCAUACAUGUACAAAUAUACCCAAAACUCAACUUACUUAAAUCAAGCCAUUCUGUUAGGGCAAGCUGCCUUAGAGGAUUCUGCUUUUAUUGAUGGUAUUGGAAUGUUGAACAAUAAAUUGGAAUAUGUUCAUUUACUCUUUGCUGGAUAUGCUGACCUAUUUAACAAUGUUCAAUGGCAAAAUGAAUUUGAAGAUUUAAAGACUAAAAUCCUUAAGCAAGGAAAUUAUAUUUACAAUUUCCUUCAAGACCCUGAUGAUUCUUAUUUAUAUUACGAUCUGGCUACAGGUGGAACACAAAAAAUGUUCAAUGACUAUGAGGACGUUUACCCUGAUAAUCAAGUAUUUACUUUGGAUGAUUCAAUUUAUUGUAAUAAUGAUCCAAAUGCCGCUACUAUAAAAAAUCUUAUGGACAACGCUUCUGCUGCUCAAAUUUUAUACGAAUUAUCUAGAAUUUAGACUUUAUAGACAUUAUUAGAC